Molecule: messenger RNA, 1745 nt
Organism: Tetranychus urticae (two-spotted spider mite)
Lineage: Eukaryota; Metazoa; Arthropoda; Arachnida; Trombidiformes; Tetranychidae
Source: RefSeq, a predicted model, not a curated record
CUUAAACAAGCUAAUGUGUAUAAAACAACGAAUAGCUUAUUUCAUGAGGUUGAAUUCAAAUGAUAACCUUGCAGUUUCUUCAUUUUUGCUCCUUUUCCCCUCUUCAUUACUUAAUUUUUUUUACUUGUUCUCUUUUUCACCUUGUUCACCUAAAAAACCCAAAGUGUUAUUCAAAUUUUUCAGUUUAUCCCGUUUGAAGUGAGGUUGAAUAAUUGAAGAAAACCGUCAACUGCUAUUUGUUUCAAAAUUUUGUUUUUUUGUAAUCAUUGGUUUAACUUAAACUUCUUCCAAGGAUUGGGGCGAUGGGCGAAGACAACAAACCUCAGAUUGGUCUGUCAAGCUCUGCAAUACCAACAAACAGUCCAAAUGUCACAAGUAUCAACAACAACAACAUUAUCAAUCCUAAUAAUGUAGCAUAGGAUCGCCAACAAGUCCAACAUCAACCAACUCAUUUUCUCCUAACAGUAACAAUAAUGUGUUAAUAAUCAAUGGAUCUAAUUCUGCUGACUAUUUGGCACAAUUACUUAAAGACAGGAACCGUUUACAAGCAUUUCCAAAUGUAUUUGUUCACAUUCAAAGACUGGUUGACAAUGAAAUCAAAAGAGUUCGAGAUUCUUUAUUUCACAUGGAAGGUGAAGAAAAGCAACCUUUAUUAUUACCGGACCCAGAAGGUUCAAUUGUACAACAACAAGAAAAAGUUUAUGUACCUGUUAAAGAAUAUCCUGAUUAUAAUUUUGUUGGAAGAAUUCUUGGACCUCGUGGUAUGACAGCGAAACAGCUCGAACAAGAAACCGGUUGUAAAGUAAUGGUUCGCGGUCGUGGGUCUAUGAGGGAUAAGAAAAAGGAGGAACAAAAUCGGGGUAAACCUAAUUGGGAGCAUUUGAAUGACGAGCUUCAUGUUUUGAUUACUGUAGAGGACACAGCAAAUAGAGCUGCAAUCAAGAUGAAAAGAGCAGUAGAAGAAAUUAGAAAAUUGUUAAUUCCUGUUACUGACGGAGAAGAUGAAUUAAAGAAACGUCAAUUGAUGGAAUUGGCCAUAAUCAAUGGAACUUAUCGAGAUGGAACCGUGAAAAACUGUAUUGAAAGUGAACACAUGAAACUUCUAGCUCCUCCUAUUGCUUUGACAACGCCAAUUCGUACACACACAGCAACAUCUCUCGGUGCUCCACUUAUAUUUUCCCCUCGCCAUAUUCAUGUGCCAACAAGCACUGCUCUACUUAACGGAAGUAAUGCGCCUCCACCACUGAUUGCUCCAGCCGAUGCUGGAUUUUUAUAUGCACCAUAUGAUUUUCAUCAAUAUGCAGCACUCACUUCACCCUUGUUAGCAGAGUAUCCUGUAGCACCUCAAGGAGAUAAUACUACAACCGCCUUUUUCAUCAGAGCUUUCAUUGUUUCCAAUUUUGCUUCAGCUUAGUCUCAACUUUCCCUGUUGAAGUCGUAUUUCCUCCCUCGCUUUUUCAUCUCCCGUGCUUUACUCAUCACAUUUGCACCCUCAAUGGUCCUUCAAUCAUCCCUUUUUUUCUUUUCUCUUCCAUCCAUUUCUAUUGAUUCUAUUCUUUUAACUUUCAAUUAACUCGCUGAAAUCAAACUUAAUGUUCACUUAAAUGGCUAAUCUGUUUUCACUGUUUAAUCUGUAUAAAACUUGGUAAGAUUGAGAGAGAGAGAAAGAAAACUAACUUUGCUAAAACCAUAAUCUCAGCGUAAAAAACUGCUUCUUUUCAAUCUUUCACUUAAUUAUUUUUAUU